AUGGCCGCCAGUCGGUCCUUUGCUCGUUCUCUCCCCGCUCUCCGCGCUGCUUCUCCCCGCACGGCCGUAGCCACCGUCUCUUCCGCCAGGAUAGCAGCUUCAUCCGCAGCGCGGUCGCUGUCGACUUCCUCAGGCUCCUCUUCUUCAGUAUUGUCUUCUCAGCGGGCUUCUGCAGCAAUGUCAACAUCAUCAUCGUCCUUUGUUGCUACCCGCAGACUACACGCCACGGCGCAGCAGCUCGCCCCCGCAACCACUUCCGCGGCUACAACCGCCACCGAAUACCCGACGGAUCACACGCCGAUCGCCAACCCCAUUGAUACCACCAACUUCAUUGAUAACGAGUUUUUGUCUUCCAAGGCAACCACAUGGAUUGACCUCCAUGAUCCCGCUACCAACAAUCUCGUCACCCGCGUGCCUCAAAGCACCGAUGAGGAGCUACGUGCCGCUGUUGCCUCCGCGGAAAAGGCGUUCCCUGCCUGGCGGGCAACCAGCAUUAUCGCCAGGCAGCAGAUCAUGUUCAAGUUUGUCAACCUCAUCCGUGCAAACUGGGACCGUCUCGCAGCGUCCAUCACCCUCGAGCAGGGUAAGACCUUUGCCGAUGCCAAGGGUGACGUCCUUCGCGGAUUGCAAGUUGCAGAGACCGCUUGUGGCAUCACCACCCAAUUGACCGGCGAAGUCCUCGAAGUCGCCAAGGAUAUGGAGACUAGAAGCUACAGGGAGCCCCUGGGAGUCGUUGCAGCUAUUUGCCCUUUCAACUUCCCCGCAAUGAUCCCUCUUUGGUGCAUUCCUAUCGCAACGAUUACCGGUAACUGCAUAAUCCUGAAGCCUUCGGAGCGGGACCCCGGGGCUGCCAUGAUUCUGGCUGAGCUGGCCCGGGAGGCCGGCUUUCCUCCGGGUGUGAUCAACAUCGUCCACGGCUCUGCCAAGACCGUUGACUUCAUCCUCGACGAGCCAGCCAUUAAAGCAAUCAGCUUCGUUGGUAGCAACCAUGCAGGUGAAUACAUCUACACCCGGGGCUCUGCCAAUGGUAAGCGUGUCCAGGCCAACCUGGGUGCGAAGAACCAUGCUGCGGUGCUGCCCGACUGCAACAAGAACCAGACCCUGAACGCCAUCGUCGGUGCUGCCUUCGGCGCCGCUGGACAACGGUGCAUGGCCCUGAGCACAGUUGUCAUGGUCGGAGAAACCAAAGAAUGGCUUCCCGAGAUGGCGGAGCGAGCCAAGGCUCUCAACGUCAACGGCGGUUUCGAAGAGGGUGCCGAUCUCGGCCCUGUCAUCAGCCCCGAGAGCAAGAAGCGCAUCGAAGACUUGAUCGCCAGUGCCGAACAGGAGGGUGCCACCAUCCUUCUGGAUGGCAGGGGCUAUAAGCCUGAGAAGUAUCCCAACGGCAACUUUGUCGGCCCAACUAUCAUCACCAACGUGACGCCUGAAAUGAAAUGCUACAAGGAGGAAAUCUUCGGCCCCGUCCUCGUCUGCCUCAACGUCCCCACACUGGACGACGCCAUUGAACUCAUCAACAAGAACGAGUAUGGUAACGGAGCCGCCGUCUUCACUUGCUCCGGCUCGACCGCCUCGCGCUUCCAGAAGGACAUUGAGGCCGGCCAGGUCGGCAUCAACGUCCCCAUCCCCGUCCCUCUGCCCAUGUUCUCCUUCACCGGCAACAAGAAGAGUAUCGCCGGUGGCGGUGCCAACACCUUCUACGGCAAGCCCGGCCUGCAGUUCUACACCCAGCAGAAGACCGUGACCAGCCUGUGGCGCAGCGAAGAUGCCAUUAGCACCAAGGCCCACGUUGUGAUGCCCACGCAUUCAUGA
Messenger RNA from Aspergillus fischeri NRRL 181, 1809 nucleotides. Its product is annotated as CoA-acylating methylmalonate-semialdehyde dehydrogenase. NCBI's taxonomy places the organism in Eukaryota, Fungi, Ascomycota, Eurotiomycetes, Eurotiales, Aspergillaceae. Gene Ontology annotation, molecular function: malonate-semialdehyde dehydrogenase (acetylating, [NAD(P)+]) activity; methylmalonate-semialdehyde dehydrogenase (acylating, NAD+) activity. The record is from RefSeq and is a predicted model, not a curated record. Gene Ontology annotation, cellular component: mitochondrion. The transcript has 3 exons. Gene Ontology annotation, biological process: thymine catabolic process; L-valine catabolic process. The coding region runs from base 1 to 1809 and encodes 602 amino acids.